CUCUCUCUCUCUCUCUCUCUCUCUCUCUCCCUCUCUCUCCCUCCCUCCCUGUGGAGCAGAAAUGCAGCAGAGCUUGAUCUGACUUGUCCUCCCUGCUGGCUGGAAGAAGUGUCUCUUGCUCCUCGGGAACUUUAUUUGGGUGCCUCACUAACUCACUCCAGCAGUGUGAUAUGGCCGUUUCUGUUUCUCUCCAGUGUCUGGGGCUCAUCAUGCUCGCAGCAAUCCUCCUGCAGACCAUCGCGGUUGCCUUCAGCUUUGUGUACUUCAACAAAGUCCUGAGCACGAUGCAGGAGAGUUUCUCCCGCAGCAGUGUGUCCUGUCUGAUCAACGCAAAUCAGCUCAAAGAUUCAGCGGAGGACAAGAAGAGUGAUCCCUGCUGGCAAGUCACGCAACAGCUCCACUACCACAUAGAGAAGACGAUAGCUGACAGAUUCCAGAAGGAGAUAUCCACCGCUAUGAGAAAUAAGCUGACGGGAGUGCUGCCUUUCCUGAGCCCCGGGGUCCAAAGGGUCCCUCUUCCUAAAGUUGCCGCCCAUGUGACGGGGGUCAUCUCGUCCACAGAUCCUCCAUCAACAGACGGCCCGCGGAGCAGCAGGGGCUACUUGGGGGAGCGAAUCCGAGCGUGGGAGGGCCAGAGAGGUCUGUCCUUCCUGCAGAACAUGGAGCUGAAGGAAGGAGAGCUGCUGGUGCCCAGAGAAGGCCUCUACUACAUCUAUGGCCAGACCUACUUCAGACUGCACUCCACGGAGGAGACGGAUGGGGAUGCAAAGGGGGAGACGGGGGAACCAAAGGAGGAAGGAGCUCAGCUUGUCCAGUACAUCUACAAGAAGAUGAGUUCCUACACGGUGCCCAUCCUGCUGAUGAAAUCGUCCCGGAGUGCCUGCUGGCCUCGUGGCCAGGAGCCUGGCCUCUUCUCCCUGCAUCAGGCCGGUACCGCCUUUCUACAGCCUGCUGACCGCCUCUUCAUCACCGUUAGCAACGCCAGCGCAAUGGAGAUGGACGGAAGGGCAAGCUACUUUGGGGCCUUCCUCGUGGGCUAAAGAGGGAAAACCCCCCGGAUAGAAGUGUCCGGGACUGGGACGACUUGAUACAGACGUCAACAAGAAGUGAACCCAAAGGUCAAGGGGUUUGCUUGAUAAUAUGAGCAGCUGUCUGGGGGUACAGGAUUGGAGAAGAAGAAUGGACUCUGAGGAGUGCAAAGGACUUCUUCGGGACCACGGAGCUGUAAGGAUAUGAUCUAACGGAGCUGCAGUGGCAGACUCUCAGUGGCCCAAUAUGGCAAGGACGAAGAGCCAUUUGCUUUUCAAGGCUAGUAAACAGGAUGACAGAGCAAACGUGGAUUAUGUGGUGCAUUCAGAGUACGGGGCGAUUGGACAAGUACAAUAGAUGCUGAUUAAAUGUUGCGCUCUCAUGUGUGAAUGACUUCUAUUGAGGACAGAGAGGGAUGCUUUGCCUGCAGGUCAAACAGUCAACAGUUAUUGAGUU
Sebastes umbrosus (honeycomb rockfish) is the source of this 1485-nucleotide messenger RNA. RefSeq names its product tumor necrosis factor ligand superfamily member 10-like. Gene Ontology annotation, molecular function: tumor necrosis factor receptor binding. The coding region runs from base 171 to 1040 and encodes 289 amino acids. The transcript has 6 exons. The record is from RefSeq and is a predicted model, not a curated record. Gene Ontology annotation, cellular component: membrane. Lineage: Eukaryota; Metazoa; Chordata; Actinopteri; Perciformes; Sebastidae. Gene Ontology annotation, biological process: immune response.